CACCAAAACAAUCAUUAAUCAUCAUCAUAUCUUCUCAUCUCAUUCUCAUACAUCAAUAUCACUCUAUAAAAUAUAAACAUAUAUAUACAUAUUCUGAAAACCAUAUUAGCUAUAGUACACUACUGUGUUACUUCUUAGAAUUAUGGGGUCUUUUACAUACUCAGUUAUUGCUUUGCUGUUGAUCAUGAUCAUGAGUAGCUCAUCAUGCACAGCUCAACUCUCUUCCACAUUUUACGACGCUACUUGCCCAAAUGCUCUCUCCACCAUUCGAACUUCCAUCCGAACAGCCAUUUCUAAAGAGCGCCGCAUGGCAGCUUCUCUCAUCCGCCUUCAUUUUCAUGAUUGCUUUGUUCAGGGAUGUGAUGCAUCACUUUUACUAGAAGAUUCAGACUCAAUAGUGAGUGAAAAGAGUGCUCUCCAAAACUUUGGGUCGAUUAGAGGUGAAAAUGUGAUAGAAAAUGCAAAAUCCAAAGUGGAAAGCAUUUGUCCCGGAGUUGUUUCUUGUGCCGAUAUUCUAGCCGUUGCAGCGCGAGAUGCGUCGGCUGCUGUGGGUGGGCCAUCUUGGACCGUCAUGCUUGGUAGAAGAGAUUCUACCACAGCAAGCAAAUCCGAAGCUGAGAGCGAUCUUCCUCUUUUCACAGCUACACUCAAGGAAUUGAUCGAUUUGUUUGGCCGCAAAGGUCUUAAUGCCAGAGACGUGGUUGCCCUAUCAGGCUCCCAUACAAUUGGACAAGCCCAGUGUGGCCUAUUUCGUUCAAGAAUUUACAACAUGACUAAUAUUGAUGCUAAUUUUGCUAGAACUCGCCAACGUCGGUGUCCUUCUUCUAGCUCGUCUCAAGAUGAUUCUACUCUUGCCCCACUUGAUUUGGUGACUCCUAAUUCCUUUGAUAACAAUUACUUUAAGAAUUUGAUUCAGAAGAAGGGUCUUCUUGAAUCUGACCAAAUUUUAUUCAGUGGAGACUCAACCGACGCCAUUGUCACGGAAUACAGCAAGAGUCCUUCCAAAUUCAGCUCUGAUUUCGCUUCUGCCAUGAUUAAAAUGGGAGACAUUAAACCUCUUACCGGUUCUGCUGGGGUCAUUAGGAAAAUUUGUAGCAGUACUAUUCUCAACUAAAUUACAUGCCUACUUUUAUUCUAUUUAUGUUAAUUGUAAUUAAACAAAAAAAAUUGUUAUUCUUUUUAUGUA
Molecule: messenger RNA, 1186 nt
Organism: Cannabis sativa
Lineage: Eukaryota; Viridiplantae; Streptophyta; Magnoliopsida; Rosales; Cannabaceae
Product: lignin-forming anionic peroxidase
Exons: 2
Coding region: 143-1114 (323 amino acids)
Biological process (GO): response to oxidative stress; hydrogen peroxide catabolic process
Molecular function (GO): heme binding; peroxidase activity
Source: RefSeq, a predicted model, not a curated record